AUGUUGAUUAAUACGAUCAGUAUUCCGGACCACGCCGACCGGAGGUUCGUCUUCUAUUUACGCAAGUGGCGUCGCGAGUUUAUCCAACACCUUGUGCAGACGAUGGAGAAGCUCCUUUCCGGAGACGACCAGAUUCCCGUGGUCGGCUACUUCAUCCCCCACUGGUCCGCCACCGAGUUGAGCUACGGUGGCUGGACCAGCACCGGUACCAGCAUCGCAGGGAUCAACGCCGCCGCAACAACCCACAACGUGGGCUGUCUGAAAGACGCCCCAAAAACAGACUGCAACAUCAAGAACUCCUGGACGAUUAUCCAGGGCCCAGAAACCGUCAGCGUGGCGGGCGUGCGCACCGCCUCGACAUCGGGCAAGAAACGAGCUACGAUAUCACCGUCAUGCACUCGUACGAGUGCAAGAUCCGGUCCUGCACCGAGUCCUGCGACGUAUUUGCCGGCGACGAGCUCGUACUAUGAGUUGGUUUUUACGGCGGGGGUGGAAAAGUUUACUGCCCCUGAGGCGACGACGCCUAAUGCUGCUGCUCCUGGGCCUGCGGGGGCGUUGAUUACGGGUGCGCCUGUUGCUGCAGCUGCGAUUGCUGCGUUGCUUUGA
This is a messenger RNA of Aspergillus tanneri, 606 nucleotides long. RefSeq lists its product as uncharacterized. The transcript is spliced from 3 exons. Bases 1 to 606 code for a protein of 201 amino acids. Lineage: Eukaryota; Fungi; Ascomycota; Eurotiomycetes; Eurotiales; Aspergillaceae. The record is from RefSeq and is a predicted model, not a curated record.